UUUGGCGCGAGCCAGCUCCGCGCGCGUUCACGGGCCGUUCCUCCUCCGGAGAGUCGUCCGCCCGGGUGUGGGGAGCCGUCGGCCGCAGACCCCGGCCCGUCUGACCGCCCCGAGGGCUCCCACCGCCUCCUCCGACCCGGAAUCUGGGACCUCGCUGAGCUGCGCCCCGCCUGCCUGCCCCAGGGUUUCCCCACGCCCACGGAGGUGAAUCAGCGGUGGCCCUGCCCGGGAGGAACUCGCAGUCUAGCGCGGUAGACCGUGGUCAGCAGGCGUGCGUGUCCGGCCUAGUGAGAGGGUGAGGCCCUCUGCUCGGGGCCAUCCUGGAUUCACCCGGGAGCCCCUGUUCCUUCCACCUCCCCUGUCCCACUCCCAAAGCUGUCUGGCCUGGCCAGUGGUGCUAGAACGUAAGUGACAUUGGGAUGGUCUGAGAACUGGUUUAAGAUGCAGGUGCCUGGUGUCCCCGAAUGUGCCAGGACUGGGCCUGGAGGCUGUACUUCUAACCAGCGCCCUAGGGGAUCCUGACACCCUGGUUCUUUACUUCGAGAAACCCUGGGAUGGGAUUCCUGAAGUGAAUAGAGCCAGAGGAAGGGUCCCCCCAGGAUGUAGGGUGCUCGUCGUCCCCACGUCUUCCAUGUUUAAAGCAGAACGUGUGUGUGGAGUAGACGCAGCUCCCUUCUGCAGCCUCUUUGGGGCCACAGGACCAGGCGCUGUUUGAGUGGACACACUAUUCUGUACUCUGCCCCCCAGGGCGUCCUGUGCUGGCCAUGCCUGUGCCCACAGAGGGCACCCCGCCACCCUUGAGUGGCACUCCUGUCCCAGUCCCAGCCUACUUCCGCCAUGCAGAACCCGGCUUCUCCCUCAAGAGGCCCCGGGGCCUCAGUCGGAGCCUCCCGCCCCGGCCUCCUGCCAAGGGCAGCAUCCCCCUCAGCCGCCUCUUCCCCCCUCGGCCCCCGGGCUGGCAGCAGCACCAGCCCCGGAGAGUGUCGUUCCGAGGCAAGGCCUCUAAGACCCUGCAGAGCCCCGGGUACGACCCGAGCCGGCCAGAGUCCUUCUUCCAGCAGAGUUUCCAGAGGCUUGGCCGCCUGGGCCGCGGCUCUUAUGGAGAAGUCUUCAAGGUGCGCUCCAAGGAAGACGGCCGUCUCUAUGCAGUAAAGCGCUCCAUGUCACCAUUCCGGGGCCCCAAGGACCGGGCCCGCAAGCUGGCCGAGGUCAGCGGCCACGAGAAGGUGGGGCAGCACCCGCGCUGCGUGCGGCUGGAGCAGGCCUGGGAGGAGGGCGGCAUCCUGUACCUGCAGACGGAGCUGUGCGGUCCCAGCCUGCAGCAGCACUGUGAGGCCUGGGGCGCCAGCCUGCCCGAGGCCCAGGUCUGGGGCUACCUGCGGGACACCCUGCUCGCCCUGGCCCACCUGCAUGGCCAAGGCCUGGUCCACCUUGAUGUCAAGCCUGCCAACAUCUUCCUGGGGCCCCAGGGCCGCUGCAAGCUGGGUGACUUUGGGCUGCUGGUGGAGCUGGGUGCGUCCGGAGCUGGCGAGGCCCAGGAGGGAGACCCCCGCUACAUGGCCCCUGAGCUGCUACAGGGUUCCUACGGGACAGCGGCAGAUGUGUUCAGUCUGGGUCUCACCAUCCUGGAAGUGGCAUGCAACAUGGAGCUGCCCCAUGGCGGAAAGGGCUGGCAGCAGCUGCGCCAGGGCUACCUGCCUCCUGAGUUCACUGCCAGCCUGUCUUCUGAGCUGCGUUCUGUCCUCGUUAUGAUGCUGGAGCCUGACCCCAAGCUGCGGGCCACAGCCGAGGCCCUGCUGGCCCUGCCUAUGCUCAGGCAGCCGCGGCCCUGGAGCAUCCUCUGGUGCAUGGCUGCUGAAGCCCUGAGUCGAGGGUGGGCUCUGUGGCAGGCCCUGCUGGCCCUGCUGUGCUGGCUCUGGCAUGGGCUGGCUCACCCUGCCAGCUGGCUGCAGCCUCCGGGCCCGCCAGCCACUCCGCCUGGCUCACCGCCCUGCAGCCUCCUCCUGGACAGCAGCCUUUCCAGCAACUGGGAUGACGACAGCAUAGGGCCCUCACUCUUUCCAGAGGCCAUCCUGGCCAGGGCUGCUGGGACCACCUCCACCCCCUGCAGUGGCUCCCCUGCCCCCCGGAGCAGGUACACGCUGAGGGAUGCCCUGGACCUAAGUGACACUGACUCCGAGCCCCCUCGGGGCUCCUUCCCCUCCUUUGAGCCUCGGAACCUCCUCAGCCUAUUUGAGGACUCACUGGGCCCAACCUGAGCCCAUGGGCCCAGGCUCCAUGCUUUUAACCUCUUACUCCUUCUCCCAUCCUCCCAGAGGCUUUGGUCCCUCUGGGAGCUCCAGUGGUCCCUUCUGCCUGGCCAUGUCUAAUAAAAAGUAUUUGAAUCUUGGGAGCA
Diceros bicornis minor is the source of this 2395-nucleotide messenger RNA. RefSeq names its product protein kinase, membrane associated tyrosine/threonine 1 (gene PKMYT1). The transcript is spliced from 9 exons. The record is from RefSeq and is a predicted model, not a curated record. Gene Ontology annotation, molecular function: protein kinase activity; ATP binding. NCBI's taxonomy places the organism in Eukaryota, Metazoa, Chordata, Mammalia, Perissodactyla, Rhinocerotidae. The coding region runs from base 765 to 2258 and encodes 497 amino acids. Gene Ontology annotation, biological process: protein phosphorylation.